AUGGUAAUGUAUCUAUCUCUCAAUCUGUUCAUAUCUAUAUUUUUUCUUUUUGUUUUUUAUAUAUCUAUCUAUCUCAAUCUAUUCAUUCUAUCUAUUCAUUCUAUCUAUCUAUCUAUCUAUCUAUCUCAAUCCAUUCAUAUCUAUCUAUCUGAAUCUGUUUAUAUCUAUCUCUAUAUAUCUAUCGGAAUCUGUUCCUAUCUAUCUAUCUAUCUAUCUAUCUAUCUAUCUAUCUAUCUAAAUUUGUUAAUAUCUAUCUAUCUAUCUAAAUUUGUUAAUAUCUAUCUAUCUAUGUCAAUCUGUUCAUAUCUAUCUAUAUAUCUAUCUCAAUCCAUUCAUAUCCAUCUAUCUCCAUCCGUCCAUAUCUGUCUAUAUAUCUAUCUCAAUCUGUUCAUAUCUAUCUCUCUAUAUCUAUCUCAAUCUGUUUAUAUCUAUCUAUCUAUCUAUCUAUCUCAAUCUGUUCAUAUCUCUAUGUAUCUCAAUUCGUUCAUAUCUAUCUAUAUAUCUCAUUUCCUUUAUAUCUUUCUCAUUUUUAUCUUACCUUUCUCUGUAUCUAUCUAUCUAUCUAUCUAUCUACCUCAUGCUCUUCUUACCUCUCUGUCAGGAUACCUUACUCCAGACACACUGCAAUACAUGUAG
This is a messenger RNA of Acanthosepion pharaonis, 636 nucleotides long. The record is from the annotation of a GenBank genome assembly. NCBI's taxonomy places the organism in Eukaryota, Metazoa, Mollusca, Cephalopoda, Sepiida, Sepiidae.